This is a messenger RNA of Oryza sativa Japonica Group (Japanese rice), 2650 nucleotides long. The record is from RefSeq and is a predicted model, not a curated record. NCBI's taxonomy places the organism in Eukaryota, Viridiplantae, Streptophyta, Magnoliopsida, Poales, Poaceae.
ACAAUAGAUCUUGAUGUAGAGACCACACGUAUUUGACAUUUGGAUCUCUGGAUUAGUACCAUUAUAAUACUAGCAACUUUGAGUAUUUCACUGUGGUGUUCAGUUAGGGCGUGUACGUGUUUGGUUCCCAGCAGAUUUGCCUGCUCUUGCAGAAGCCAUGGAUGGGGUCACCACUCACCAGUACCACCAUCCCUCCUCAUUUGUUCCAAACCAGUGGAAAGCUAGGGUUCCGCCGACUCGCGAGUGGCGGGAGGGCCGGUCGUCCGUCAGCACUGCAUCCUCCCUCUCUUUCGCUAGCCGCCAUCGCUCUCUUCCACUGGUUCGCUCUCUCCGUCUCUCUGCUAUGCCCCUCUCUUUCGUCGACUCUUUCCGUUGAGCUCUCUGGUAAGGGCUAGGUUGUCUUCUCCUCCCUUCCUUCGAUUUUAGCCGAUUUGUUUGGAUUAGACCGACCGUGUCCCCUUCAUAAAUAUGCUAGAUCUACUAAAAGCUGACAUCUUUCUUGGUUGAUUUCGAUGGAAUGAAAUGUCUAGUGGCUUGCUUUUCAUUUUUCCUACACUUAUUCCUAUUUUUCCUGUUGAUUUGUGUUAUGCCAUUGUAUCUUUGGCUACAAAUACAAGUUACUGAUAAGGCCGGAUACAAUAGUGCCUUCUUUUAAAUUGAUACUGACAGAUACACACUUGAUUAAUAGUGCUUAUUUGUGAUGCAUAAGAACAGAUAUGCCCGCACUUGACCUUAUUCGAUAAGGUCAGGCAACCAAACAUGCCCUUUCUAAGUUUCUGUCUUUCUGUGAUCUUUCUCAGUAUUUUAUAGUUCAAAUGAUCUUAGCAGAACUGAGGCCACCUCUACACUUGAACUGAGCAGAAUUUAUAAGAGUACAUGAACAGAUUUUUCUACACUUGUUCUUUUUUUCGUGCUGUUAGGCUGGGAAAGAUGGCCAAUGAUGAUAUAUGCUGCUGUUUGUGAUGCAUGUGAAUAGAUUUUUGCUCUACACUUGUUCUCAUUUUCUUGCGGUUUCUUUUUUCCUACACUUGGUCUUAUUUUCCUUUUCCUUGUACUUUUUCUUUUGCUACAUUUGAUAGAUACUGGAAAGAACAGAUACCAAUGACAGUAGCUACUUCACAUUCUUCAUAUAUCUGAGGCCAUUGUUCUGCAUUUAUUUACCUGCUGGAAAUGAGGCUCAAUGAUGUCAAAUUUCUGCACAUAUUUGCUACAUUUUCGAGUUAUUGAUGUCAGGCAAAUACUAUCAAGUUCCUUGUUCAUCUUUUGAUAUCAACUGAUGUACUCAUUUUUUUAGGUAACCACACUUGAUUUUGACAUGAUCAAGUUUUUAUAUGAAACCGAUACACUCUGCACUUGCUCUUUUGGUAAAGAUCAUACUACUAUUAAGUGUUGAUGCUCUUGGAACCUGAUCUCUGCAACUCAGAUCCUGUACUAUUUCAAAGGUUUUCAUUUUGCAAGUCAUAGCAGAGGUUGACUCCACAUUACUCCCAAAUGGAUCAAGGGGUGGAUAAGAAUGUUAUUGAUAAUUCGCUAGUUUCAAACUGUGACUUCCCUGUUGUAAAAAAGUUGGACAAGUGUGUAAAUGAAGAAGCUUCUGUGCAAUCUCCCUUUGAAAAUAAGGACACAAGAUCCCUUGGCAUGGUAUGUGAUCAUGAAAAUAACAAGAGUGGUGUUGCUGAGGUGAUUACACCACCAGAGAAUGAAGCGAUUGAAUCAUAUAUCUCAAAAAGUGUUGCAGAUGAAGAUCCUUCAUAUGGAUGUCAGACACCGCGCGAAAGCAUCUUUGAUCCUUUUGCUCCAGGACCAGAGGAGUUAGCUUGUGCACCAAAGAAGAAGGUGACCAAGGCACCAGAACUUCCUUCGCGAAGGCAGCUAAGUUUUGAUUCAGGUGAUUACCCUGUUAAAAGGUUAAGUUUUGAAUUCGAUGAUGCUGAGGAGGAGGAUCAGUUUCUCGAACGGAUCUGCAUGAUGUUUAUUGAUCUGAUUAUCUCAAAUCAAGCACUAGAGACGACUGGAAAGGAUCUGAUAGGUUCUAAUUCACCUAGAAGCUGUGAGACCCCUUCUUCAGAGCCUCUACUUACAGGCAUUGCAGACACCUGCCCAGAUGCGCCACUGAGGCGACCUCUUAAAGCGGUACAGCUCAGCCCAAGCAUUUGUCGAAAGCUCGACUUUGAUUCAGUCAGUCCAAGGUGUUUAUUCGUUAAAGAGAAUAAGUGAUAUCUUGACACCCUUUUGAUCUGCCCAGGAACAGCAUUUUGGGGCAGUUUUUGGCUACCAAUUUCAGUUGCCCUGUGCCAAUAUGGUAACUUUGCUAACUGAAACAUGUAGGUAGUGAUGCUAAAGGAGUAGGAGGCAGUUUAAUAAGUUAUACAUGUAAGCUUUAAUCAGUCUUCCUUUUGGGUGGGUUAGUCAUAUACAAUUAGGAGUUGUGGUCUGUGACCACGUACCUUUUGUAAGUCUUAAAAUGGAUAGCUGUGUCUGGUUGAACUAGUGAGUCUGUUGCAGGUUCAUGAUGUGGAUCGUCUGAAUGCUGCUCAAUAGUAGUUCAUUUUUCUUUCACAAGAACUGUGAGAUGGUGUGCCGUGCUUAAAUGUUUUCAUUUAUGUGAUGAAUGCAGCGGAGUAGUGAAAAUCAUGAUUGAUAAUGUAAA